AAGUUUUCACCCAAUAAAAAAUUGCAGCUUUUCUAUCAGCGUCGCCGUAGCUGCUCCGCCAUUGCGCCCUUUCGUCGCUGCCCAUUGAGGUCGAGUCUCUCCUUCUCCGUAGCUUCUUCCUCACCUGAGCUAGCAGAGAACUCCAUCGCCGCUUGGAGACAUGGAGAGAGUCAUCUCCUUGAAACCCCCUUUUUCCCUCCCUUCCCAAUCUCAACCUCGCGCUUUCCAUCCUCUCCCUUCCCUCCGCGGCCGCUUCCCCUCCCCCGCCCUCCGCGCCUACCAUGGCUUCGCGUCCCAGGAUAGACCCACCUCGAUCGCUGCAGAGAAUACCGAAAGGCUGCUCCUUUACCCAGUGGUCGCCGCGAAACGGAGGAAAGUUCCGGUUUUUAGGGCAAGCGCCGCGAUUCCGGCCGACGGAGCUGGAGUCGUCGAGGGAAAGGACAACCCCAAGUUCCUGGGCAUCGAGUUAUCCACGCUCAAGAAAAUAGUCCCGCUUGGGAUGAUGUUCUUCUGUAUUCUAUUCAAUUAUACCAUUCUGAGGGACACCAAAGAUGUACUGGUGGUGACGGCCAAAGGGAGCAGCGCCGAGAUCAUACCCUUCUUGAAGACCUGGGUGAACUUGCCCAUGGCCGUGGGGUUCAUGCUGCUGUACACCAAGCUGUCGAACGUGCUCUCAAAGGAGGCUCUUUUCUACACCGUGAUUAUGCCCUUCAUCGCCUUCUUCGGAGCCUUUGCGUUCCUAUUGUAUCCCAUGCGUGACGCCAUCCAUCCCACUGCACUUGCCGACAGGCUCUUGGCGGCUCUCGGUCCGAGCUUCCUUGGCCCCGUCGCAAUUCUGAGAAUCUGGAGCUUCUGCUUGUUCUAUGUCAUGGCAGAACUAUGGGGAAGUGUGGUCAUCUCGGUCCUCUUCUGGGGUUUCGCCAACCAGAUUACUACUGUUGAGGAAGCCAAAGAGUUCUACCCAUUGUUUGGACUUGGAGCUAAUAUUGCCCUCAUCUUCUCCGGACGCACAGUCAAGUUCUUCUCUAACAUGCGCAAGAAUUUGGGACCGGGCGUCGAUGGCUGGGCGAUUUCACUCAAAGGAAUGAUGAGCAUUGUUGUUCUCCUUGGCCUUGUAAUUUGUGGAAUCUAUUGGGGUGUGAAUAAGUUUGUCGUCAAUGAUCCAUCUAUUCCAAGAACAGAACGCAAGAAGAAGGAGAAGCCAAAGCUAGGUAUGAAUGAGAGCCUGAAAGUUCUUCUGUCCUCUCGAUAUGUAAGAGACCUCGCAACCUUGGUGGUUGCUUAUGGUAUAAGCAUCAACCUUGUAGAAGUCACAUGGAAAUCAAAGCUCAAGGCACAGUUUCCUAGUCCAAAUGAAUACUCAUCUUUCAUGGGUGAUUUUUCAACUGCUACUGGUAUUGCAACAUUCACAAUGAUGUUGGUCGGAAGAUGGAUUCUCCGGAAAUUUGGAUGGGGAGUGGCGGCUAUGAUCACUCCCACAGUCUUACUGCUCACAGGAGUCGGGUUCUUCUCGCUAAUUCUGUUUGGCGACCCAUUGGCUCCUGUAUUAGGAAGUCUCGGUAUGACUCCUUUGCUUGCAGCUGUUUAUGUUGGUGCAUUACAGAACAUAUUCAGCAAGAGUGCGAAAUACAGCUUGUUUGAUCCUUGCAAAGAAAUGGCUUACAUUCCUAUGGAUGAAGAGAUGAAGGUCAAAGGAAAGGCUGCCAUUGAUGUUGUCUGCAACCCCUUGGGAAAAUCCGGAGGUGCCUUGAUCCAGCAGUUCAUGAUCUUGACAUUUGGGUCUCUGGCAAACUCAACUCCUUACUUGGGAGGCAUACUUCUAGUGAUUGUUCUGGCAUGGCUAGGUGCUGCCAGAUCCUUGGACUCUCAAUUCUCGCCUUUGGUCAAGAAAGAGCUCGAGAAGGAGAAGUCACGGAAGGCUGAAGAGUCUUCAGUAGUCAUCGAUGCAACGAUCAAGAACGAGUAGGAGAUUGGUUCUCUUCAUGAGUCUGUAGAGGGUGAGAACUUGUCGAAUGGGUCGCCUGCAAAGGUAGAAUUUGCUACUGAAUCUGAGACUUGAACAAGAACCACCAUGGGCAUCAACAAAGUUACACUUGAAAGAAGUACCAGAGGCAAAGGAACAAGUAAUGUUUGAACAAUUUGUGUUGAAGUUUAAUAUUUAAAUUACAAAAUUAUAAUAUUUGGAUGUGAAUUUACAUUAGAAUUGAAUGGAACUGAUAAUUGUAGUUCAAUUUUGUUUCGAUUUUUUAUGUUAUAAUAUAAAAUUUUAAUUUGAUCUA
Molecule: messenger RNA, 2279 nt
Organism: Zingiber officinale
Lineage: Eukaryota; Viridiplantae; Streptophyta; Magnoliopsida; Zingiberales; Zingiberaceae
Product: plastidic ATP/ADP-transporter-like
Exons: 5
Coding region: 161-1966 (601 amino acids)
Biological process (GO): nucleotide transport
Cellular component (GO): membrane
Molecular function (GO): ATP:ADP antiporter activity
Source: RefSeq, a predicted model, not a curated record